AUGCGACAAAUAUUUUCUCCAGCAUAUUUUAUACUCUUUUUUUUCUUGGUGAAUAUUUCACUUGAUGUAAAUGCUUUGGUGGUUCACCGCCCUGCUGCUCUCGCCCGAUUGGAGUUCAGUCCCUCAACCGUCAAUUUUGGCCCUCCCGUUUGGAGUGGGAGGGAGUACCGUGGUGUAUUGCUGAUUGUACAGGACAAUGUCGUUUGCCGCAGUGCGGAUAAUAGUAGUGAUGUGAAGGAGAAAAACGAGGAAAGUUGGCAUGGACGGGUCUUGAUGGUGAUGGGCGGCAGAUGCAGUCAAGCAGCAGCGGCGAUGAACGCGGAGUCACGUGGAGCCGUUGGUGUUUUGCUUGAAUCCGGAACUGAGACAGGUAAGAAUGCACCUUUGGUAAAUAUUCCUGUUGAAAUUCUCUCAGAGGGAGACCAUCGUCUCUUGGAAGAUUUCGUUAAUAAGGGAUUCACUGUGGAGGUAUCACUUGGGCAUAACUUAAAUGUUUUACGUUAUGCAGUCUGA
Trypanosoma theileri is the source of this 513-nucleotide messenger RNA. RefSeq lists its product as uncharacterized. The transcript has a single exon. Lineage: Eukaryota; Euglenozoa; Kinetoplastea; Trypanosomatida; Trypanosomatidae. The record is from RefSeq and is a predicted model, not a curated record. Bases 1 to 513 code for a protein of 170 amino acids.